AAUGCUGCGGGACAGCAAUACCUCUCAACAUAAUGCCAUGCUAGGAAAGAAGAUACCGCAUCCCAAGUCCACCAACUUCGAUGACGAUGAUGGCGGCGACGACUUCGCGACACCUCCAGCGAAGCGCGUAAAGCGCGACAUCACAGACUUUGUCAAGAAAGAAAGUCCGAGCAGCACAGCGAAGACUCGGAGGGACAUAAUACCCGACUCAGAAGACGACAGCGACCAUGAAGAUCUCGUGGAACAACCGCACACUCGCCAGACCGAUCUUGAGACGGCUUUGCCUGCAAUCGAAACGGACAAGGAGGCCAUAGAGGCGUAUGAAGCGUCAAGAGCUGCGGAACAAGCAGGACUCGGACUACAAGAACGUCUCGAUGGACGCAAAUGGAUCCGAGGCAAGACCUCCAUCUACGUAGAUGCCUUCAAUCUGGCACUGGAGACCGUGCUCGAGCAAGAGAGUCAUCUCUUCAACGACGCCGAGCAUUCCGUGUUUAAGCAAUGGCGGGAGCUGAGCUACGAGGGCCAGUAUUUGUACGUCAGACUGUUCUUGCGCAAGACUUCGAGUUGGCACAGGAUCAAUCGUCUUGGCUACCACAGUGACAUUGCACAUCUUCAGGCAGCUGUGGACGAAUUACAACUUGCACGACAUCUCCCAAGUCACUCGUCGCAGAGUCAGCCCAAUCCUGGUGAACUACACCCGCCACAGGGUAUUACUCUUGGCGAGGGCUUCACAUUUGCAGACAGGUCACAGGACUCUAUAUCUACGUUAGAGGAGGCUUCGUCGCUGCUGCUGUUAGACGAGCUGAAAGCUCUUGCAAAAGACGCGAAGGUGCGAGGCAAGAACAAGACAGAGCUUUUGGAAAAUCUCAGAAGGACAAGCGGUCAACAGUCCGCACUUUCCCGCUUCGGCAGUUUAAGACGAUCCGAUACAAACGACACUACAGCAUCGGUCGGAUCGAAGCAUGAGGAUGAGUCCAGCAGAGAGGCCACUCCUGGCAAGCUUGAGAAUCGCGAUGCGCACUUUCUCGAAAAGAUCAUGGCAGAGACUGGUCCAUGCAUUCGCCUAUCACUGGCCACCCUAAAGCUCUUCGAACGUGUACACCUGGUGUUCUAUCGUUCUACUGAAUGGACUGAGAAGUCACUGACCACCAUCAUACUGGCUCGGAUCGCAAGGCGGAACUUUCCAGAGUACAUUGUGUCUCGCUCCGCCAGCAUAUUUCCCUCUCGAUCGAUACUCCUGGAGUUCGAAGCAUCUGUAAGGACGCAAUUUCGAGUGGAUAACAUCCUUGAGUUCAAUGGAACACCUACCAAAGAAGGCCUCGAAGUCGUUCUUGAAAUAUUCAAGGAGAUCCAUUCCCGUUGGCGAAUUUUGCUGGCAGAAGAGCAGCGAAAGGAAGACAGCAUAUACAGCACCGGAGAAGGAGCAUACCUGCGACGACUUUCACCGGCAUGGGUGUAUACUCGCAUAGUCCACAAGGCUGCGUAUGUUCUUGGAACAGGUAAGUUCAAGGAUCACAAGCGAGAGCAUGAGAUCCUCUGCGAGCUGCUGAACCAGCGGCUGUUCCACACGUCCAGGCGCGGUGACUGGUAUCAGCGAAAGGCAUUGCUCGAGGAGCACUACAUGCACCUGCAUCUGCCUUCUCCAGCAGAAUGCAAGGAUAUCGAGGCCAAGAAGAAGCACUGGAAACGUGUUGCUCUCAGCACUUGCGAAGAAGGCUUGCAAGAUCAAUUGACGCAUUUGGUCUUUCAUCGCGACCUGCAGAAGCGGACUACGAAGUUGGAGAAGCAGUUGAAAGUACCCAAACGCCAACAACACAACUUCGAACAUGUCCGCUUGACCAAAGCUCAAGAGCGAACCUUUGAAGGCAUACGUAUUGAGCGCGAUCGGUCUGCCAAUGGAAGUCGUCGCAACAGCGAGCAGAUGUCGAAGCCUAAUACAGGCAACCGUGGCGCAAAGACAAUCUGGCUCGAUCCAGCUCUGGACAUCAAGAACGAAGCAGAUGCCGACAACAAGGACAACAAACUUGUUGAGGGUGAAUGCAGUGUGGAGGAGAUGUGCCUCUCAUCAUAUCGGGCUUUGGGCUGGAAAGGCUACCACUGCGAAGGCAGGCUCCUGCGCACUCUGGUCGGCUACCUUUUCUACGAUGUACUGUUUGUCUACAUUCCGAAUGUCUUCCAGACGGCAUACCAGACGUGUCCACUGGACCUGCACUCUGACGCAUUUUACCCUAGCCGGAUCAGCGAAGUCAAUGCGCGCUUAAACGAGAUCAGUAACGGCCAAGCUGCCACUCUCAUUGAGCGCAUAUGGGAUGAGCAUCAUGAACGCGAGACCUGCGUUGUAGGACUUGACUGGACGUACGCUAUCGAGGACUUGGUUGAAAUCGCUGCAUGCUUUCCACCUGCUGCGCUUUCGACUGUGAUGAAGGUCAUGGUCCAAGAAUACGCGCAACGUGGAGGUGGUGUCCCGGAUUUGUUUCUAUGGCGCCCGGACAGAGAAGAUGGAAAGGAAGGAGGCGAAGUCAUGUUCUCAGAGGUGAAGAGCGAGAACGACCGUCUCAGCGAUACACAACGAAUGUGGAUCGAUGUGCUGUCGGGUGCAGGCGUGCGAGUGGAGUUAUGCCAUGCAAAGGCUAAGGAGGUGAGAGAAAGAUUUUGAAUAUGAAGGCCAGUUGAGACUCCUCGUAGCAUGC
Molecule: messenger RNA, 2690 nt
Organism: Pseudocercospora fijiensis CIRAD86
Lineage: Eukaryota; Fungi; Ascomycota; Dothideomycetes; Mycosphaerellales; Mycosphaerellaceae
Exons: 1
Biological process (GO): interstrand cross-link repair
Cellular component (GO): nucleus
Molecular function (GO): 5'-flap endonuclease activity; 5'-3' exonuclease activity; flap-structured DNA binding
Source: RefSeq, a predicted model, not a curated record